CGACCGUUGGAUUGUUUGGGCUUCCUCGAUUUGUCUCACUUGUGCACAUCUAUCGUCUCCAUCAUCGCGAUUGUCAGAUAAUUUGAAUGAAUGUGGCCAAGAAGAAAAGUUGGUGUAGUCUAGCUAGCAGUCUGCAUUGAUUGAUUGAUUGAAGAUUCGAUUCAACUACAUUGUAUUGUUGGCGGUGUGUUUCCAGCGUGAGGCCUUCCAAACGUUGCUGUUUCAUCAUCGCAAGCACUCCCUUGGGCCUUCUUUCGAUUAGAUUUCCAACAAAGUUCCACUCAUUUCAUUUGUUUCCGUCAUGAGAGGUGUUCCUUCCAGCUUUCCUACUGGCUACAAUCUGCUAUCAUGGGUGUUGUUGUCGAUAUCACUGGGUGUGAUAGCCUCCACAUCCAUGGCCUUUUCAGGUCCAACGACCCCGCCAAGCUCUGAGAGCGGCAAUUCACAAGAAUGCUCUGCAGAUGGCACGUGCUCUCGCAACACCAUCAUGGGCAUGGCGGAUGCGGCUCCUACAGCUCCAGCGCAUCAGCAUCGUCACAAGCAAACGCAAAACCACACCACCCGAGAGACUGGGCUGAAGCAAGCAUCCAAGGGAACGGAUGCUGAUGCAACAGAUGCGAAUGAGAAAAAUGGUGAAGACGAACAAGAAGAUCCUUUGUUGAGGUGGCUCUCGGAUCGGGCAGUUCCGGAUGCAAAAUCUUGUGGUGUGUUUCUCGCGCCAUCCACAAUUCCGGGUGCUGGCUUGGGGAUGUUUGCUGGUAGAGCCUACAAACGACAUGAAGUUGUCACUCAAGGGGACGUUGUCAUCCCACUAUCUGAGAUUGACUGGCAUAGUGGAUUUGAAAUUGAAAACUUUCUGUGGGAAGAGUACACGUGGAGUGACUCCAGUUUCCCUCACAUGACAGAAGAAAACGGCUAUCAAUCUGGUUUGCAAGGAUGCUCUCCUGGAAUUGGAGCUGCCAUCAACUGUGAUCUGCCCCUCGUUAAUGUUGUAGAUACUUGGUCAAAGAUUGAUGAAGGUGGAAUGCAUCGCAGCAAAGAUCCUGGCGCUGGAGCCAUCACACCGUACCACGAUCGCAAAUCAAAAGCCAUACGAAGUAUCCAAGCUGGAGAGGAACUUUACAUUGACUACGGCGAGAACUACUUUGAAACCCGAGAAUACAUCUAUGGUCUCAUGCCCAUGCAUCGUCACUACGCGCAGGCAGACGAGUUUGUAGAGGGCUACUUUGAAUUCCGCGAAAAAGCCUUUCAAACUGUACCCAAACACUUGAGAAACGAACUGGAAGCUGAUUUGUGGGAUGUCAUCACCAAUUGGGGAUUUGAAACUAGAAUGCUCAAUGCCUUGCCAAGAAACCAUUCUGAAUUGGAUGAGGUCAUGGCAAUGGGUGGAACACAAUGGCGAAACUACAAACGCAGCAUCCGUGAUGUUGCAUGGCUGGAAGAGCAUGGCCAGUGCAUGGACAACAUCAAACCAGGAAAGUCGACAAUCUCACAGGCUGGAAGAGGUGUCUUUGCCACACGGUUCAUCCCAAAAGACGGCUUGGUUUCUCCAGCCCCAUUGAUCCACAUUGCAGACAAAAAAGAACUCGUCAUGUAUGAUGUCUUGCCAGAGAACGAGGAUGGCUUGAUUCAUCGGAAUGCCUCUCGACCAAUUCACCAUCAGCUUUUGCUCAAUUACUGCUUUGGACACCGGAAUUCCACAAUUUUGCUUUCACCUUACGGGCUUUUGUCAUCUCUCAUCAACCAUUCUCCCGAUGCUCCCAACACACGGAUCCAAUGGACGAAGAAAGAGAUGCGAAACCCGGAGUGGAUGGAGAUGCACCCAGACGAUUGGUUGGAAGAAAGUCAUUCUGGCCUGCAGUUUGAUUUUGUAGCCUUGCGUGACAUUGAAGCAAACGAGGAAAUUAUGAUUGACUAUGGUCCCGAAUGGGAAGCUGCUUGGAAAGACCAUGUGAAAAACUGGAAAAAGCCAGAGGGUGCUGACAAGUACAUGGUUUCCUACGAAAUGCAGAAGGCUCUCGACGCUGACGUCCCAACCGAGGAUGAGGGCGGCAUUGGCGAUCACUUGCAGGUGUAUUGUCAUGAUACCUUCCGUCUCGUCAAUGGUCUGCCUGAAGGCGACGACGACUACCAUCGUUGUCGGCCCAUCAAGCGCUAUAAAUCACCCAAAGGCGAGACGCUGUACCUCGUAGAACUCUACUAUGUCUACGAUGACGAAUGGCAAUCAUCCAUUGUGAUAUCCGAACUCCUCUUUGAUGUUCCUCGGUCGAUCUUUCACUUUGAAGAUACAUCUUAUACCCGAGAUCAUCAACGCACCUUUGGCUUUCGUCAUGAGAUGAUGAUUCCUGAUGACAUGUUCCCGAAAGCAUGGAUGAAUCGGCAGACGAAUGCUGAUGGUUGAACACACCAAAAGUCUUAGUUGUCUGCCCAAAUCCACCUUCAUAAAAACGCUGGACAUUUAUUCUACCCAGCAGUACAUAUUAUGUAGAGAUGAUAACUGAACGUCUUCAAUCUUGUAACCCAAUAGGAACACA
Molecule: messenger RNA, 2534 nt
Organism: Seminavis robusta
Lineage: Eukaryota; Bacillariophyta; Bacillariophyceae; Naviculales; Naviculaceae
Source: the annotation of a GenBank genome assembly